GAGACAGGCGAGACAAGACAGGUGAGACACUGAGGGACAGGUGAGACACUGGGGACAGUUGAGACACUGAGGGACAGGUGAUCACGUGGUGUUUGUAACGUGUGAUUGUUUCUGAACAGAAUCUGUGAACUUCAGACGGAAACGUCUCGACUUAAAGACGAGAUGAAGAGACGGAAGUCUUGGACAGAGCAGAGACGCUGGAUCCCUGGUUUGACCGUUGCUGAGUCUCAGGAUCCUGAAGCUCUGGACAGACAGCUGAGACGUCUCCAGGCUCAGAGGACAGCUCUGCUGGACACCAGGAGUUGUUGCGUGUCCCUGGACGUCAAAGACCAGCUGGACACCGAGCUGAGGACACAUGAGCUCCGCAGAGACGAGCUGAGCACAGAGAACAAGCGUCUGAGCAUCCUAUGGAGGCGUCUCAGGUCUGUGUGUGGACGUCUGUCUCACUGGGAGGACGACGAGCAGCAGGUCCCUCUGGAGGACCUGCUGUCCUCUAUGCUGGAGGACAUGAGACUGAGCGGAGAAACAAACGGGGACGACGUUGAGCUGUUUGAGGACGAAGAACCGAGCGGAGUGAACGAGUCUGAGCUCGUCAACGAUCACGUGAUCAGGUCCCUCCUGUUCUUAAUCCCACUGUUUUUAAUCUGUAAUCUGUGUCAGAUUAUUUUCUGUGUUUUAUUGAGUUUCUUCUCUUUAAACUUGUUUUUUAUCAUGUUCAUGGACUCUGUUGAGUUCAGCUCACGUCUCAUGUCAGGUGUGUCGCCCCCCCUGGGCUCGGCCCCCCCGGGCUCAGCCUCUCCCCUCCUCCUCUUCUUUCAGGCCCUGCUGGUGACUGUCCCUCCUGGUGUCCAGCUGUCCCCCUCUCUGUCCUCUCAGUGCGUCCUCAUGGCGCUGAGUCACGGCGCCUUGCGCCUCCUCACUCACGCCGUCACACAGAACAAACUGAGCUUCUCUGAGCAGCUGGGCGACGUCCUCACUGAGCACGCUCAGCAGAACAUGGGCGUGGCCGACCAGUGUCUGGCGUUAGCGAGCGUCGUUUACGAGGCGUGUGGGCGGAGCAGGAAGUCUGCACUGAGCAUGUGCAGAAGAGGCCUCAUCCACAGUGCUGCAGAGUUCAUGGAGCACAACCUCACAACAGAUGAUAUCAUUUGGGUUCUAUGUCGCUCGCCCAGCCUCUCUCUCCUCCAGCUGUUGACGGAGCGCCGGUCUUCAGACAGGUGUCGCAGAGCGGCCAUCUUGUCAGUGGGCGUGGCCUGUUCCACUCUGCUGGCCGCUGACCCCCCACACCAGGAGGUGGCGCUGCAGCUUCUGGACGGCUUGGUCCAGCGAGGCCGAGGUGCGUCCGCCAUGUUUGUUUACGUUCAAACAUCAGAGCAGAGACACAUUUUUAAAACGUGUCCUUCCUUCUACCGCUCUGUGCUCUUCAUAUUCUUUUACGUCUAUAUUUAG
This is a messenger RNA of Solea senegalensis (Senegalese sole), 1449 nucleotides long. Its product is annotated as clathrin heavy chain linker domain-containing protein 1-like. The record is from RefSeq and is a predicted model, not a curated record. The transcript is spliced from 9 exons. NCBI's taxonomy places the organism in Eukaryota, Metazoa, Chordata, Actinopteri, Pleuronectiformes, Soleidae. The coding region runs from base 163 to 1449 and encodes 428 amino acids.